Molecule: messenger RNA, 483 nt
Organism: Diversispora eburnea
Lineage: Eukaryota; Fungi; Glomeromycota; Glomeromycetes; Diversisporales; Diversisporaceae
Source: the annotation of a GenBank genome assembly
AUGUUAAAUUGGAUUCCAGAAUGGUAUUUAGACUUGAUGUAUCAAUGUUGUAGUGAUGAUUUUUCUGAACGUCCUACUGCUGCUAAAAUAUUUGAUAAAAUUUAUGAUAAUACAGUGAAUAAUAAUGUUAUGCGACAACUUGAAAUUGCUGAUGAUAAUCAAAAAAAUAUAUCAAAAUCUCAAAAGCAAGAAUUAUUUGAAUUAUUUUCAAGUAAGUUACAUCCUCAAUCGUGUUAUAUUAGCCAAUAUAUUCAUACUCUUCAUGAAUUACAAGAUUUAUUGGAAGAAAUGAAAUCAGGAAAAUCUUCAGCUAUUCCAAGUGCCAAUAUUCAUAAUAUCGACAGGGAAACAGAAAUUCAAAGCAGGCAGAAAAAUGGGUCCAAUGAAUCAAAUACUUCAAGUGUCAAAUCUCAUAGUAUUGACAGGGAAACAGAAGCUCAAAACAUGCAGGGUAAUGUUAUUCAGCCUUGUAUCGUGUUGUGA